CUUUCUUUCUUUCUCCCCCCUUCUUUUCUUCCCUUUCAGCAAACCAUAAUCUUUUGCUUUUUUUUUUUUUUAUUUCAUUCUCUCUCUCCAUUUUCUUGGUUUUAUUUAUUUGUUUAUGUCAUGGCCGAACCAUCUCUCGAAUCAUUAGGCGGCGGCGGCGGUGGUGGUGGUGGUGGUGGUGGUGGUGAAGAAGCUGGACUUGAGUUGGGUUUGGGGCUGAGUCUUGGAACUUGCGGCGGCGGUGGUGGUGGUGGUGCGGUGGCGGCGAAGGGGAAAGGUUCUGCAUGGGGUGAGUACGGGAGGAUAUUGACUGCGAAGGAUUUUCCGAAUGGGUUCGCGUGUGGUAGAAGCGCCGCCGCCGCCGCCGGUGGCGGCGGAACGAAGAGGGAAAGAUCUGCUCCUGAUUCUGUUCAUCAGGGAUCUGCUACUUCUGCUGCUGUCAGCAGUCAGGUUGUGGGAUGGCCUCCUAUAAGAGCUUACAGAAUGAACACCUUAUUCAACCAAUCAAAAUCUUCCAAUGCGGAAGAGGAAACGGGAGUUGGCGGGAACGAAAAAAACGAGUACUCGAAGAAGAAGAUCAACCAUGGAAAUGACCAAAGAGACCCUCUAGUUGCUGAAGAAAUCGGCCAUAUUCUUGGAUUCGUGAAGGUGAAUAUGGAUGGUUUGGCGAUUGGAAGAAAAUUGGAUUUGAAUGCUCACAAGAGCUACGAAUCGUUGGCUAAUUCGUUGGACGAUAUGUUCUUCAAUCCAUCCCAUACUAUCCGUGGUGGAAAUGAACAAUCUAUAAAACCUGCAAAGCUUUUGGAUGGUUCAUCGGAGUUUGUGCUAACUUACGAGGACAAAGACGGAGAUUGGAUGCUUGUCGGUGAUGUUCCAUGGAGGAUGUUUCUCAACACUGUAAAACGACUAAGGAUCAUGCGAACUUCCGAGGCUAAUGGACUUGCUCCGAAGUUGCAAGAAAGAAGCGAAAAUCAAAAGGGAAAACAAACAUAGAACCGGUGCUCGAAAGGAAUUUGCAUCUACGUACACUUGCUGCCUGAAAUUGAAAACAAGAAUAUAAUGGCUAAAAUAUAUAUACAUGUUCGAGUAAAUCGGCCUUUUUUCGUCUUUUCUUUAUAAUUUAUUUAUUAUUUUCUCAAAAUGUUUUUCUUCUUGGGAGUUUGUAGAGUGUGAUCACUGCUUCUGGUGUUUUUAUAUUGUAAGCCAUGUGUCUCAAAAUUAGAGUUUGUUAUGCUUUUGUUGACGUACACAUUUCACUGAUAUAUAUACUUUAUUUUCUAAUUAUAUGUAUAUAUAAUAUAUAUGUGAGAUUGUCUCA
Molecule: messenger RNA, 1318 nt
Organism: Erythranthe guttata (spotted monkey flower)
Lineage: Eukaryota; Viridiplantae; Streptophyta; Magnoliopsida; Lamiales; Phrymaceae
Gene: IAA12
Product: AUX/IAA transcriptional regulator family protein
Biological process (GO): regulation of DNA-templated transcription
Cellular component (GO): nucleus
Source: RefSeq, a predicted model, not a curated record